Triticum urartu is the source of this 823-nucleotide messenger RNA. The record is from RefSeq and is a predicted model, not a curated record. NCBI's taxonomy places the organism in Eukaryota, Viridiplantae, Streptophyta, Magnoliopsida, Poales, Poaceae.
AUGGGGUUAUUUUUUUCCAGGCUCGCCCUCCGCCACCCUGUCGCCGGCCCCGUUGCUCCCCCGCCCCGUCGCCGUCGCUCCCCCUCCCCGUCGCCGGCCCUCCCCCGCCCCGUCGCCGGCCCUCCCCCGCCACCCUGUCGCCGGCCCCGUCGCUCCCUCGCCCUGUCGCCGGCCGCGUCGCUCCCCUGCCCCGUCGCCGUCGCUCCCCCGCCCCGUCGCCGGCCCUCCCCCGGCCUAACUAUGGGUCAGCAGCUCGCCUUCUCGUGGCGCGGCGCCUACGAGGAGCCGUCGCCGUCACCAUCGGUGUCCUCGACGGAGGCGCAAGAUCCCGCGGCGCUGCGCGUGGGGAUCAUUGGGUUCGGCAACUUCGGGCAGUUCAUCACCAGGGGCAUCCAGCGGCAGGGCCACGCCGUGCUGGCCACCUCCAGAUCCGACUACUCUGACUACUGCUCCGCCCACGGGAUUCGCUUCUUCAGAAGCUUGGAGGCGCUGUGCGAGGAGCAGCCGGACGGGCUGCUGGUUUGCAGCUCCAUCCUCUCCACGGAGUCCGUCGUCCGCGCCACCCCCCUCGCCAUGCUCCGCCCCGACACCAUCGUCGCCGACGUGCUCUCCGUCAAGCAGUUCCCCCGCAACCUCCUCCUCGAGAUUUGCUUAAGAUCACAGAAGCUUGGGUUGAUGGAGUGCUUGUAUUUAGUUUUUGUUUUGACCUUGUGAAACUUGCUACCUAUGGAUGAAACUAUGUAAUAUUGAUGAAACUAUGUAUAUGUACGGAUGAAACUUGCUACUAUUGGUAACAUGUAUUGGAUAUAUGUGUUCAUGACUA